AUGCAUAUAGAUAGUCCUCCAUUUACAGUGGGAUUACAUCCUGACAAAUCCAUCAUAAGUGGAAAAUACUGUGAGUUGAAAACUUCAGAUAAUGUAAAAAAAUUGCAAGUGUGGGGCGGGGCGGGCCGCGGGGCGGGCGGAGGCGCCCGAGCCCCGCUUCCCCCGCGCCAUUCCACCCCCGGCCAGGCUCAGCCCGCGGCCACCUACGCCCCGCCCCUGCCGGCUGCGCCCAAGCCCAGUUCCGCGAGCCGCUCCCCGGCGGGCUGGCUCUUGGCCCCGGAAGCGCGAGCGUUCACUUCGCGGCGAGUGGCUCCGUCUCCGCGGACAGAGCGCGCGCCCCCUGGCCCGGCCCGCGGGGGGGCUCCGGCACGGUCCCCGAGCGUUUCCCGCCAGGUGGAGCGGGCCGAGCCCAGCAGGUUGACCAGCCCCGCGGCCACGCAGAGCCGGGAGAUCUACUGUUUGAGCCCGGAAGCGCAGAGGCUGGCGGAGGCCCGGCUCGCCGCAAAACGGGCGGCCCGCGCGGAGGCUCGUGAGAUCCCCAUGACGGAGCUGGAGCGGCAGCAGAAGGAGGUAGAAGAGAGACCAGAAAAAUAUUUUACUGAGAAGGGGUCUCGUAACAUGCUGGGCCUGUCUGCAGCCACGCUGGCCUUUCUGGGUGGGACUUCCUCUCGGAGAGGCAGCGGAGACACCUCUAUCUCCAUCGACGCCGAGGCGUCCAUCAGGGAAAUCAAGGACUCUCUAGCAGAAGUUGAAGAGAAAUAUAAGAAGGCUAUGUUUUCCAAUGCUCAGCUAGACAAUGAAAAGACAAACUUCAUUUACCAAGUUGACACCCUGAAAGAUAUGUUGCUGGAGCUUGAAGAACAGCUGGCUGAAUCUAGGCGGCAGUACGAAGAGAAAAACAAAGAAUUUGAAAGGGAAAAACACGUCCACAGUAUACUGCAGUUUCAGUUUGCUGAAGUCAAGGAGGCCCUGAAGCAAACAGAGGAAAUGCUCGAGAAACAUGGAAUAAUCCUAAAUUCAGAAAUAGUUACCAAUGGAGAGACUUCCGACACUCUCAGUAAUGUUGGAUACCAAGAUCCUACCAAGAUGACGAAAGAAGAGUUAAAUGCCCUCAAGUCGACAGGGGAUGGGACCCUAGAAGCCAGUGAAGUGGAGGUGAAGAAUGAAAUCGUGGCGAAUGUGGGGAAAAGAGAAAUCUUGCACAAUACUGAGAAAGAACAACACACAGAGGACACAGUGAAGGAUUGUGUGGACAUAGAGGUAUUCACUGCUGGUGAGAAUACCGAGGACCAGAAAUCCUCUGAAGACACUGCCCCAUUCCUAGGAACCUUAGCAGGUGCUACCUAUGAGGAACAGGUUCAAAGCCAAAUUUUUGAGAGCGCUUCUCUCCCUGAAAACACAGCACAGGUUGAGUCAAAUGAGGUCAUGGGUGCACCAGAUGACAGGACCAGAACUCCCCUUGAGCCAUCCAACUGUUGGAGUGACUUCUUAGAUGGUGGGAGCCACAUAGAGAAUGUGGGAGAGGCAGCGGUGACUCAGGUUGGAGAGCAGGCAGACACAGUGGCCUCAUGUCCUUUAGGGCAUAGUGAUGACACAGUUUAUCAUGAUGACAGAUGUAUGGUAGAGGUCCCCCAAGAGUUAGAGACAAGCAUAGGGCAUAGUUUAGAGAAAGAAUUCACCAACCAGGAAGCAGCUGAGCCCAAGGAGGUUCCAGUGCAGAGUACAGAAGCAGGUAGGGAUCACAACGAAGAAGAGGGUGAAGAAAAAGGAUUAAGGGAUGAGAAACCAAUCAAGACAGAAGUUCCUGGUUCUCCAGCAGGAACUGAGAGCAAGGGUCAGGAGGCGACAGGUCCAAGUACAGUAGACACUCAAAGUGAACCCUCAGAUAUGAAAGAGCCAGAUGAAGAAAAGAAUGACCAACAGGGAGAGGCAUUGGACUCAUCGCAGAAGAGAAAGAACAAGAAAAAGAAAAACAAGAAGAAAAAAUCCCCAGUACCCAUAGAAACCCUUAAAGAUGUUUAA
Messenger RNA from Pan troglodytes (chimpanzee), 2022 nucleotides. RefSeq names its product leucine-rich repeat flightless-interacting protein 1-like. Gene Ontology annotation, biological process: regulation of transcription by RNA polymerase II. Gene Ontology annotation, molecular function: RNA polymerase II cis-regulatory region sequence-specific DNA binding; DNA-binding transcription factor activity, RNA polymerase II-specific. The record is from RefSeq and is a predicted model, not a curated record. Lineage: Eukaryota; Metazoa; Chordata; Mammalia; Primates; Hominidae.